UAUUUUAUUCACUGCUGCCUCAGUUGCUCCAUCUUGUAACCUCGCCCAUAUGUCAGCUUUGAAACUGAUACUUCUCAUCGCACCAGUCAAGAAGGUAUGACACUGGCUAUAUAUUUGUUGACUAGCCACUGCAAUCGUGAGAGACUACAACUCCCUGCAGCCUCGUCGGCAUCAUCCAUGCGCCGCAGUCAAUCAGCUGUUGAGGCAACUGCUGACUACCUCGGCACAAGGGUAGCUCGUUUGUCAUAUCUAAACCCAGACGAGGCAAACAGAAAUAUCUUUAUUUACAGAGUAUCCAAAAGGUGAACGAUAAAAGCUCAGCAAACCAUGCAGGAUGAUUUACUGAUGGACAAAAACAAAGCCCAGCCUCACCAUCAGCAAGAUCCGACGCAAGUAGACCCUCCUCCCUCCACCCCGACCCCGUCAUCGGAGCCCACUUCUUCUUCAUCGGAGUCUGAGAGCCCGUCGACCGGGACCAACCAAGCGGCUUCAGCGCUGAGCAGCAGCAGCAGCAGCGGCGGCGGCAGCAGCAGCAGCAAGGACAAAGUGCCGAUGGAGUCGCCGAUCCUGCCCGGGUUGAGCUUCCACCACCAGCCGCAGGAGACCGGCGGCCCCCUUUCCUCCCCUCCCUCCUCGUUUGGGAGCACUUGGUCCACGGGAACCACCAACGCCGUGGACGAUAGCUUUUUCCAGGGAAUACCCUCGGUGAACGGGACGAUGCUUUUCCAGAACUUCCCCCACCACGUCAACCCGGUCUUCGGGGGUAAUUUCUCCCCGCAGAUCGGCCUGGCUCCUCAGUCCCAGCAGCAUCAACAGCAAGCCCAGCAGCAGCAGCAGCCGCAGCAGCAGCAGCAGCAGCAGCAGCAGCAGCCCCAGCAGAGGAGAUCCCCUGUCAGCCCCAGCCAAGGCCCCUUCCCCCAGAGAAACGCUUAUCAGACCAUCAUGAACAACAGCAAGGGGUCCUCGUCGUCUUCUUCGGCCCCGUCGUCUGCUUGGAAUAAUCACCAAAACGCCGCAUGGAGCACAGCCUCCAACCCCUGGAGCGGGCUGCAGGCGGGCAGGGACCCGCGCAGAGCGGUGGGCGUCGGGGUAGGGGUCGGAGUCGGAGUCGGCGUCGGUGUGCCGUCACCCCUGAACCCCAUCUCACCUAUGAAAAAGCCCUAUUCCAGCAACGUUAUAGCACCCCCCAAAUUCCCGAGACCCGGUCCCCUCACCCCAAAGCCCUGGAUGGAGGAGAGCGCCUUCAGGACUGACAACAGCAACAACAUACUGCCUUUCCAGGACCGGAAUCGGCCCUUUGAUGCUUUUAGCUUGCACUCUUUGGAGAAUUCCUUAAUGGAUAUGAUAAGGACUGACCAUGACAAAGGUAAACCACACCCUGCCGGUGGCCCACCAAUGACUAUCGCUGAUAUUAUAUGGAGGAAUCAUUUUGCAGGACGCAUGGGCCUCAACUUUCAUCAUCCUGGAGCCGACCACAUAAUGCCGUUGAAUACAGCCCGGAGCUAUGGCCGCAGAAGAGGUCGCUCCUGCCUUUUCCCCUUUGAGGAUGGUUUCCUCGAUGAUGGCCACGGUGACCCCUCCUUGACCCCGGGCCUGAACUCACCGACCCGCUGUCAGAACGGAGAGAGGAUGGAGCGCUACUCCAGGAAGGUGUUUGUCGGAGGCCUCCCCCCUGACAUAGAUGAAGAUGAAAUCACCAACAGUUUCCGUCGUUAUGGACACCUGGUGGUUGACUGGCCCCACAAAGCUGAGAGCAAAUCCUACUUCCCACCUAAAGGCUACGCCUUCCUGCUGUUCCAAGAAGAAACCUCUGUUCAGGCCCUGAUCGACGCCUGCAUCGAGGAGGAUGGCAAGCUCUACCUGUGUGUAUCCAGUCCCACCAUCAAAGACAAACCGGUCCAGAUCCGUCCCUGGAACCUGAGCGACAGCGACUUUGUCAUGGAUGGCUCCCAGCCGCUGGACCCCCGCAAGACCAUCUUUGUAGGGGGUGUGCCGCGGCCCCUGCGUGCAGUGGAGCUGGCGAUGAUCAUGGACCGGCUGUACGGAGGUGUUUGCUACGCCGGCAUCGACACCGACCCAGAGCUCAAAUACCCAAAGGGAGCAGGCCGCGUGGCCUUCUCCAAUCAGCAGAGCUACAUUGCUGCCAUCAGCGCUCGCUUCGUUCAGCUGCAGCACAAUGACAUCGACAAAAGGGUGGAGGUGAAGCCGUAUGUCCUGGACGACCAGAUGUGUGACGAGUGCCAGGGGGCACGCUGCGGGGGGAAGUUCGCCCCCUUCUUCUGUGCCAACGUCACCUGCCUGCAGUACUACUGCGAGUACUGCUGGGCCAGCAUCCACUCGCGGGCCGGCCGAGAGUUUCACAAGCCACUGGUGAAGGAGGGGGGCGACCGCCCUCGACACGUGUCCUUCCGCUGGAGCUGAGGGGGCGUCACCAGUCAGCCCUGCCCCGGUGAACCCACACCCGAGCCCCGGGAACACCUCCUGCACCCCUCCUACCUUAGAGGCCGGGACAGCGCUGCAACCCCCCCCACCCCACACAGCCCCAGCUACUCCACCCUGCUCCCCACAAGCACCUCAUGAAAAAAGCAAAAAGGAUACCGUCAAACCCAUGGGACUGUCUUCAUACCACAUGGCUCUGAACUCAUUGUCUAGUGUUCCCCUCUGAUGAAGCAUUGCGGGGAAAUGAAAUGCGAAAGUCUAUCAGCUUAGAAUUUGCACUUUGGCACAAAAUCUUACGAAACACACACAGACACACAUACACACACACACACAGACACAGAAGAACACACACAGGAUGGUAUGUUAGACACCUGGCUACUUUCAGUUCCCCGUUCUGUUGACUGGGUGGUGUGGUACGUCCUGUUGGACCCCCCCCCCGUACUGACACAGAGGUGGGACCACACAAAUAUUUAAAAAAGUAUAUAUUUUUUGUUUUGUACCUAUCUAUACAUACAUAGAUAAUUUAAAUUUUAUGUAAAAGGAGCAUGCACUUAUUUUGAAAAGCUGUAGUUAUAUUGCCCCUAGAAAAAAAAAAGUCAUUACCAAAGGCAAAAUGAAAUUUAAGCAAACAGAAAAUUUAAAUAGGUGGCAUAUGAUGUAGCAAGAUUUAACAACUAUCCAGUAGUGUGGGCCCGUAUCGCCCAGAGUAAAACUACCACGGCUAUAUUCGCUCUCAAUUUUGACUCUGAAAAUAUUAAUACCUCAUACACGCAAUCGGAUUAGUUUGCUUUCGAUUUCUAGGUCUUUAUUUUUAUAAUAACAUUAUUUUUUAGUGUUAUGUAAAUGUAAUGCUGCAAUAGCUUUGCUGCUAAAUCCAUGGUAUAAACAGAUACCAUACGUACUUUAUUCAGGCUAGGGUGUAAAAUAAUAACCGAUCGAGAGGAGUGACGAGCUAUCACGGGGAGGAGGGGCCGCCCCUAGACGACGAUGGCUACCUUUUGUGGGGGGUCGGGGUGGGUCGCCCCUAACUGCAUGUUUAUUUCAAUCAGGUUGCUGCAUGCAAUAGAAUUUUUCAGUAUCAUGUCUACUAUUCAAUUCUGCCCAUGUUUGCACAACACACUACAGACGUACAUUCGACUCGCACGGAACUGGACAGAGGCAGGGAGGACUGGUCGUAGGAAAUGGCGGCGGCUCCGCGUCGCCGGUCGGCCGCCGCAGACACGUCCUGCACAGAACGGGAAGUGAACACAUCCAGACGACAGGGGGGAAAAAAAACAACCUUAAUAAUCACAAAUCAAAUUAAAUGUAGGAUUACCAUUUAAAACUGUC
Acanthopagrus latus (yellowfin seabream) is the source of this 3768-nucleotide messenger RNA. RefSeq names its product cytoplasmic polyadenylation element binding protein 3 (gene cpeb3). The coding region runs from base 328 to 2421 and encodes 697 amino acids. The record is from RefSeq and is a predicted model, not a curated record. The transcript has 11 exons. Gene Ontology annotation, molecular function: mRNA regulatory element binding translation repressor activity; translation factor activity, RNA binding; mRNA 3'-UTR binding. Gene Ontology annotation, cellular component: nucleus; synapse; neuron projection. NCBI's taxonomy places the organism in Eukaryota, Metazoa, Chordata, Actinopteri, Spariformes, Sparidae. Gene Ontology annotation, biological process: negative regulation of cytoplasmic translation.